AUGGCCGGUCUCUCUGCCGACUACGACUACCUCUUCAAGCUUUUGCUGAUCGGUGACUCGGGUGUCGGAAAGUCAUGUCUCCUCCUUCGAUUCGCUGAUGACACUUACACUGAGUCCUACAUUUCUACUAUCGGUGUCGAUUUUAAGAUCCGCACUAUCGAGCUCGAAGGCAAGACUGUCAAGCUUCAGAUCUGGGACACGGCCGGACAGGAGCGAUUCCGAACCAUCACCUCGUCCUACUACCGCGGUGCGCACGGCAUCAUCGUAGUCUACGACGUGACAGACAACGAUACAUUCAGCAACGUCAAGCAAUGGCUCCAGGAGAUUGACCGAUACGCCUGCGAGGGUGUCAACAAGCUUCUCGUCGGUAACAAGUCGGAUCUCACCAACAAAAAGGUCGUCGAGUACGCUACGGCAAAGGAAUUCGCCGACCAGCUGCAGAUCCCCUUCCUCGAGACUUCGGCCAAGUCGGCGACCAACGUCGAACAGGCAUUCUUGACCAUGGCCAAGCAGAUCAAGGAUCGCAUGGGCUCGAGCACUGUCAACAACCAGACUGGUGGUAAGAGCACACUCAAGGUCGGCCAGGGUCAGAACGUCUCGCAGCAGUCGGCUGGUGGAUGCUGUUGA
Messenger RNA from Sporisorium graminicola, 627 nucleotides. RefSeq lists its product as uncharacterized. The transcript has 3 exons. Gene Ontology annotation, molecular function: GTPase activity; GTP binding. The coding region runs from base 1 to 627 and encodes 208 amino acids. NCBI's taxonomy places the organism in Eukaryota, Fungi, Basidiomycota, Ustilaginomycetes, Ustilaginales, Ustilaginaceae. The record is from RefSeq and is a predicted model, not a curated record.